Molecule: messenger RNA, 1074 nt
Organism: Encephalitozoon hellem ATCC 50504
Lineage: Eukaryota; Fungi; Microsporidia; Unikaryonidae
Product: putative centromere/microtubule binding protein 5
Exons: 1
Coding region: 1-1074 (357 amino acids)
Biological process (GO): rRNA pseudouridine synthesis; snRNA pseudouridine synthesis; box H/ACA sno(s)RNA 3'-end processing
Cellular component (GO): box H/ACA snoRNP complex
Molecular function (GO): RNA binding; pseudouridine synthase activity
Source: RefSeq, a predicted model, not a curated record
AUGACUGAAAGCCUUGAGUGUCCUAUUUCUGGAGGCGGGACAGGUAUGCCGGGGGCCUGGGAUCUGCUUCUAGCAGAUAUGGACAAGAUGAUUGUAAGGACAAACCACUACACGCCUUUUGGAUGUGGGAGCAUGCCUCUAAACAGGAAAAUUGGGGAGUAUAUCAAGUAUGGGAUUGUUAAUUUGGACAAGUCAUCGAAUCCAAGUUCCCACGAGGUUGUGACAUGGGUGAAGGAGAUACUGAAGUGCGAAAAGACUGGGCACAGCGGAACGCUAGAUCCCCAAGUAAGCGGGGUGCUUACGAUUUGUAUUGACCGGGCGACGCGGCUGACAAAAAGCCAGCAGUCUUUGGGAAAGGAGUAUGUGUGUGUCAUUGAGUUUCUAGAAGAACCGGAUGAGGAUGGGUUCCGCAGGGCAAGUAAGAAGCUGACAGGGUCGUUGUUCCAAAGGCCACCAUUGAUGUGUGCGGUCAAAAGAGAGCUUCGAAUAAGAAACAUUUAUGAGAUCGACAUUCUCGAAUUUAGUAAAGAGAAGAGGGUUGGGCUCUUCAAGGUAUCGUGCGAGGCGGGGACAUAUGUUAGGACACUGUGCACCCACAUAGGAAUAUUGAUGGGAUGUGGUGCUAGGAUGAAGGAGCUUAGAAGAAUAAGAAGUGGGAGAACCUCUGAAAAGGAUAUCUUUACAUUACACGAUUUGCUGGAUGCAGUGUAUAUAUUCAAUUCGACGAAGGAUGAAAGGGUGAUUAGGAGAGUGAUACGUCCUUUGGAGAGUCUUCUUGUAGGGUAUCCCCGGAUCAUGAUCAAGGACAGCUGUGUUAAUGCCAUAUGCUAUGGAGCAAAGCUAAGCAUCAUGGGUGUUCUUAGGUUUGAUAGAGACAUUGAUGUGGGGAGGGAGGUUGUGAUCAUCACCACGAAAGGAGAAGCUGUUGCCCUCGGGGUUGCUCUUGUAAGUAGCCCUGAGAUGAGUAUCAUUGACCAUGGGCUUGUAUGCAGAACCAAAAGAGUUAUUAUGGAGAAAGACCUAUAUCCAAGGAGCUGGGGAUUCAAAAACGAGUAUGAAAUACUAAGUGAAUAA